GAGCUAGAAUUGAAUUAGGGUUUCCAGUUGAUUGUGACAUUGCGCGCAGCACAAGAUAAACCAACUUCACGAGGUCUAGUGACACGCUGCAUCAUGUCAACUCCCAACGACAAGACAGGGAAGCAAAUAAUGGAUCUAAUCUCUUCUCCAAUAUUAUUGCAGCAGCUUUAAUUAAUUCUCUCCUUCUCAUCUCUCUCCAUCUUCUUCUCUUUUUCUUCUUCGUUUUCAGUAUUUGCUCUUGUUUUAGAGAUCAGAUCAAGAGGAUCGAUCUACUGGCGAACAGGUGGUGGGCAGGGAGCGUGGCGAUGGCCGGGGUCGACCCUGCCGCCGUCGCCACCUCCUCCCUCUCUCCCUCUCGCCACCUCCACAACCCCAAUCUUGACGCCGAUCACAGCUCCCCCACCACAAAUAACGAGGCCAGCGCUGACAACGAGCAGUCGGCAGGCGGCCUCGAAGCAGGCAGCGACAGCGGAGGCAGAGGGGGAGGCCGCCGCCCCCGCGGCCGCCCCGCUGGGUCCAAGAACAAGCCCAAGCCGCCGGUCGUCAUCACCCGCGAUAGCCCCAACGCGAUGCGCUCCCACGUGCUCGAAAUCGCCGCCGGCGCAGACGUCAUGCACGCCCUCGCCUGCUUCGCCCGCCGCAGGCAGCGUGGCGUCUCCGUCCUCAGCGGCAGUGGCGCGGUCGCCAACGUCACUCUCCGCCAGCCCGAGGGCGACGGCACCGUCGUCGCGCUCCGCGGCCGCUUCGACAUCCUCUCCCUCUCGGGUUCCUUCCUCCCCGCUCCCUCGCCACCGGGCGCCACCGGGCUUGCCGUGUGCCUCGCCUGCGGACAGGGGCAGGUCGUGGGGGGAACCGUCGUCGGCGAGUUGGUGGCCGCCGGGUCUGUGAUGGUCAUAGCCGCCACCUUCACUAACGCCACCUACGAGCGGCUCCCGCUGGGCGACGAUGAGCUCGAGGCGACUGCUGUCGACGCAGGGGGCGUCGACGGCAGCGCGCUGCCGCAGCCACCUCAUGGUGGACUGACGGCCGUAGAUCCACCGCCCUCGUCUGCACCGCACUUCAACCUGCCGCUGAAUCUGCUGUCCAGCAGUAGUCCGAUCGCACACGAAGUUUUCGCCGGCAACCCACCGGCGUGGGUUUCCGCAGCAGCUUCUCGGCCACCGCCCUAUUGCUGAUGCUACAACAACUUGACACACAUCCUUCUCUACUCCUCGCAUACAAGCUUUUGAUUCGUGCAGUACAAACUGUUGGAUUUAGCUUCUUGUCAUAUUUUAAAUCAAUUAAUGCAACCAACUUAGUGCAUGCAUGUUGUUUUAACACAAAAAGUUUGCAGCAUGCAUAUAAUUUGUAAUCUUAAACAUCAAGUACGUUUUGUGCUGUUUCUUAGCUAAAAUUUUCAUCUUUUCUUUGUUCCUCUAUAA
This is a messenger RNA of Zingiber officinale, 1421 nucleotides long. Its product is annotated as AT-hook motif nuclear-localized protein 23-like. Gene Ontology annotation, cellular component: nucleus. Gene Ontology annotation, molecular function: DNA-binding transcription factor activity; minor groove of adenine-thymine-rich DNA binding. The record is from RefSeq and is a predicted model, not a curated record. The coding region runs from base 306 to 1175 and encodes 289 amino acids. The transcript has a single exon. NCBI's taxonomy places the organism in Eukaryota, Viridiplantae, Streptophyta, Magnoliopsida, Zingiberales, Zingiberaceae.